AUUCCCCUUGACUGUGAACGCACCAUUCUCCAUCUUCCUCUGAACAGGGAAGGGACCAACCUGCGUCCUGCUGCACCCCAUUGAAAUUUGUCUGUUACUUAUUCUAGAAGACCACAAACACCAUCAUCAUGACAGACUCCAAAUAUUUCACUACCAACAAAAAGGGGGAGAUCUUUGAGCUGAAGGCCGAGUUAAACAAUGAGAAGAAAGAGAAGAGGAAAGAGGCAGUAAAGAAGGUCAUCGCUGCCAUGACUGUUGGCAAAGAUGUCAGUUCUUUGUUCCCAGAUGUGGUGAACUGCAUGCAGACUGACAACCUGGAGCUGAAGAAGUUGGUCUACCUCUACCUGAUGAACUAUGCCAAAAGCCAACCUGACAUGGCCAUCAUGGCUGUGAACAGCUUUGUCAAGGAUUGUGAGGACCCCAACCCUCUGAUCCGGGCCCUGGCUGUCCGCACCAUGGGCUGCAUACGGGUGGACAAGAUCACAGAGUACUUGUGUGAGCCGCUAAGGAAGUGUCUGAAGGAUGAGGACCCAUAUGUGAGGAAGACAGCAGCUGUUUGUGUGGCAAAGCUGCAUGACAUCAAUGCCCAGAUGGUGGAAGAUCAGGGUUUCCUGGACUCUCUGAGGGAUCUCAUCGCUGACUCAAACCCCAUGGUUGUUGCCAAUGCAGUUGCUGCUUUGUCUGAGAUCAGCGAGUCUCACCCUAACAGCAAUUUGCUGGACCUGAAUCCCCAGAACAUCAACAAGCUACUGACUGCCCUCAAUGAAUGCACAGAGUGGGGACAGAUUUUCAUCCUAGACUGCCUGUCCAACUACAACCCCAAGGAUGACCGAGAGGCUCAGAGCAUCUGUGAGCGUGUCACUCCUCGGCUGUCUCACGCCAACUCAGCAGUGGUUCUGUCCGCUGUAAAGGUCCUGAUGAAGUUCUUGGAGCUCCUGCCAAAGGACUCUGACUACUACAACACAUUACUGAAGAAACUGUCUCCCCCACUCGUUACUCUGCUGUCUGGAGAGCCAGAGGUCCAGUAUGUGGCUCUGAGGAACAUCAACCUGAUUGUUCAGAAAAGGCCUGAGAUCCUAAAGCAGGAGAUUAAAGUGUUCUUUGUCAAGUAUAACGACCCGAUUUAUGUGAAGCUGGAGAAACUGGACAUCAUGAUCCGCUUGGCCUCUCAGGCCAACAUUGCCCAGGUUUUGGCUGAACUGAAGGAAUAUGCCACAGAGGUAGAUGUUGAUUUUGUGCGUAAGGCAGUACGAGCCAUCGGACGCUGUGCCAUCAAAGUGGAGCAAUCAGCUGAGCGCUGUGUCAGCACUCUGCUGGACCUGAUCCAGACAAAGGUCAACUAUGUGGUUCAGGAGGCUAUUGUGGUCAUCAGGGACAUUUUCCGCAAGUACCCUAACAAAUAUGAGAGCAUCAUCGCCACGCUGUGCGAGAACCUGGACUCCCUGGAUGAACCUGAUGCUCGAGGUGCCAUGAUCUGGAUCGUCGGAGAGUACGCCGAGAGGAUCGACAACGCUGACGAAUUGCUCGAGAGCUUCCUCGAGGGUUUCCACGAUGAGAGCACUCAGGUACAACUCACUCUUUUGACUGCCAUUGUGAAGCUGUUCCUGAAGAAACCAUCAGAAACUCAGGAGCUGGUACAGCAGGUCCUCAGUCUGGCCACGCAGGACUCUGACAACCCAGACCUCCGUGACAGGGGCUAUAUUUACUGGCGCCUGCUGUCGACUGACCCUGUGACGGCCAAAGAGGUGGUGCUGUCAGAAAAGCCCCUGAUCUCCGAGGAGACUGACUUGAUUGAGCCCACGCUGCUGGACGAGCUGAUCUGCCACAUCGGCUCCCUGGCCUCAGUCUAUCACAAGCCGCCCAGCGCCUUUGUGGAGGGAAGUCAUGGAAUCCACCGGAAGCACCUUCCUGUCCAGCACAGCAGUAUUGAUACAGGCGAGAGCCCUGUGAGCAGUGGUCCACCUGCCGCCAUGGACCAGCCACAUGUGAUUCCCAGCCAGGGUGACCUUCUGGGUGACCUGCUAAACCUUGACCUGGGCCCUCCUGUCAAUGUUCCCCAAGUCUCCUCCAUGCAGAUGGGUGCAGUGGACCUUCUGGGUGGAGGCCUUGACAGUUUGCUUGGGGGAGACCUGGGCGGAGGUGUUGGGGGAAGUCCAGCAGUGGGACAAAACUUCAUUCCGUCAUCCGUCCCCAGUACUUUUGCUCCGUCACCAACUCCUGCUCCUCCAGCAGUCAGCAGUGGCCUCAAUGACCUGUUUGAGCUUUCCACAGGCAUGGCCAUCACCACCGGAGGCUUCGUAGCCGCAAAAGCAGUGUGGCUUCCUGCAGUAAAAGCUAAGGGACUAGAAAUCUCUGGAACAUUCUCCCGCCGCCAGGGCCACAUGUACAUGGACAUGCUGUUCACCAACAAGGCACUGCAGCACAUGAAUGACUUUGCCGUCCAGUUCAACAAAAACAGUUUUGGUGUGAUUCCCACUAGUCCUCUGCCCAUUCACACUCCACUGAUGCCCAAUCAGAGUAUCGAGGUCUCCCUGCCUGUUAACACCAUUGGGCCUGUUAUGAAAAUGGAUCCGCUCAAUAAUCUGCAGGUGGCCGUAAAGAACAACAUUGACGUGUUCUACUUCAGCGUCCUGAUCCCUCUGAAUAUAUUCUUUGUUGAAGAUGGAAAAAUGGAGCGACAGGUGUUUCUGGCUACCUGGAAGGACAUUCCCAAUGAGAAUGAACUCCAGUACCAGAUCAAAGAUUGUCACCUUAAUGCUGACACAGUGUCUGGCAAACUACAGAAUAACAACAUCUACACCAUUGCCAAAAGAAACGUGGAAGGCCAGGACAUGCUGUACCAGUCGCUCAAGUUGACCAAUGGCAUUUGGAUCCUGGCUGAGCUCCGCAUUCAACCAGGGAACCCCAAUUAUACGCUCUCUCUGAAGUGUCGGGCCCCUGAAGUGUCUCAGUACAUCUACCAGAUGUAUGACUCCAUCCUGAAAAACUGAGCUCAUGGCUUCUGUCCUCCUUCCUGAAAAGUGGCUGUUUAUUUUCUGUGCUUGAAACCGACUGCCAGAACAAGAGAAUUAAAAUAGUAAAUGAGAAACGAUCAUCUGAAAGGUUAGGUGCAUUUUCACUUUGAAAAGUCAUUUUUCAAUCAGUUGAAAUUAUUGUGGUUGACAUAUUUGCAUUUUCCGUUGUUUUGGCAGUCUGGAAUCGAUGAUUAUAUCUGAGUACACUCCCUGUUUAUGCUUGUGUCCUAGUAAAAACACAUUAAUCAUUCCAUCCUUAACUCGGUGUUCAUGUUGUGAUUGAUGGUGAAACUGUCCUGCCUUUCUUUGUUUCCUCUGCUUUAAAUCUUCCUUUCUUUUGGAUCUGCAUGUAGAAUACUUGCUUAAUUGCUUGCCAUUAUUUUUGUGAAGCAUCACAAGAAUCACAGUACACACACAAAGCACAUAUUAAAUAGGUUCACCAAAAAGUGUCAAGCAUUUAGAGGCAAACGGUAAUAUUUUUUACUUGCAGAAAACAAAUUGUUGCAAAAAGGCAAAUGUUAGAGAAAACGAAGAAUUGAGUUGAAUAAGAUCUCGACCUCUAAGUCAGAUAUAUUGACUACAACUGGGUGUUUGGUGCUUGUUCUCUGCUGCCAUUUGUUUGAUCUAAAUAGUGAUGAAUUAAAAGUUAGUUUUUAUGCAGAUGAUGUUUAGAUUAUAUGCCUCAUAUCAAACUUUUGUCCAGCAGCCUGUUGGUAAUUUCAGCGUUUAGUUCAUGCCUGAUAAACAUCUUUAAUCUAAAAGACAAAAAGCAUCUUCUUAAUUUGACCGUUAAAAUAAUCACAGUAGCUGUUUUUCCCAUACAUUUUCAUUAUAAAUAUUGUUGAAAUGCCUUUUUUUCCUCCAAGCAUCUGUGCGUGGCUUUGACUUCGUUAUUCCGAGUUCAUCAAGUAUCUACCUCCAUGUUUUCUUUUCUUUGUUUCUGUAAUGUGCAUUAUUUAUCCGUUUUCUCUUUUGAAUUCUGAUCUUGUUGUAUUCAUGCCAGUUAAAGGUUGUAACGAGCCAACCAGCCAAAAUCCAGCUCACAGGACCAAGUGUUCACUGAACUGAAAUGCCAGGUUUAUGUUUUAAUAAUGUCUUGUCCUCAUGAACUAAUAUCAGCAUUGUGUGGUUUUUGCACCCUCAGGCACAGAGCUGUUGUGUGGUACAAUAGUUAUUAGUGUAUGUUGUGUAGCGAAUACAAAGCUUUUAUCACACUGAAUUUAAAUAAAGAAUUCCCUCUAUCUAUUCCACAAAUGCAGAUGAAUUUUGCAGUUUUAUUUAUUAUAUGUGCGUUUUGUCUUUACACAUUGUAAUAUGUGAGACAGCAUGAGCCCUGGGCAAUUUUACAUGAAAUCUUUUUGAAAAUCAAGCUAGAAAUGAAUUGGCAUAACUUUAACACUGUCUUGCAUGGAUCUGUUGUAGCAGCGUUUCAAAGCCCAUUAGCUUUGGUGGAGCUGGCAGUUCAUCAGUCCAAAUCUGAAGUUUGUAAGUUCAACCCUCACACAGGGCUUGUUCUCUAUUUCCUCUCCUGAGUUCACAAGCUGCUCAAGCCGUUGCCAUUUGUUUUGUAAUGAAAAUGUUAUAAUGUGUUCCUCACUCCUCUUCUGCUUUUGAUAUUUCUACAUAGUCUUAUGAGAUUGGUCAAGCUGCUCUCACAUACUCUUCUACAGUAUCAUAUAACAGCAGGGGAAGCUCCUUGAUCCUGGACACUGUCUAGUGUUUCUUCCCCAGUGUAGAACUUAUCUGCAUGAAAGAUCAGACCAUCUGUGUUCUGCUCCACAGAAUUGAUGGUACAUCAUAAUCUGAUUCACACCUCUAGUCCAAUCAAGUAUCCCUUCUCUGACCAGAACCCAUAAAAGGAAGCCAGAUCCACUGUUGGUCAGAGCAGACUGACGGACUGACCGACUCCUUUCUCUCUGUAUUUCUGUUCUCACCUUGCAAGGUUUUAAUAAAUGUCUUCUUUUCUUCUCA
Messenger RNA from Poecilia reticulata (guppy), 4985 nucleotides. It is a transcript of the gene ap2b1, whose product is annotated as adaptor related protein complex 2 subunit beta 1. Gene Ontology annotation, cellular component: membrane coat; clathrin adaptor complex. Lineage: Eukaryota; Metazoa; Chordata; Actinopteri; Cyprinodontiformes; Poeciliidae. Gene Ontology annotation, biological process: intracellular protein transport; vesicle-mediated transport. The record is from RefSeq and is a predicted model, not a curated record. Gene Ontology annotation, molecular function: clathrin binding.